AUGCGUCUCAAUUGCUUCGUUGCCGCCACCGUAGCAUUCGCCGGUCUUGCUACCUCUGCUGCCGUCCAAAAUGACGUUACCAACCUCGUCGACCGUGGCACUACCAAGCCAGCAGCAGCUCCUCUCGUCGCAGGCAAAGGUAUAUUCAAGAAUAUCAAAGCAACUCAGGCUACUUGGGAUCCUGUCAAAGCUACCUGUCCCGGCGGAAGGAAGCGUGGUCUUGAGAGUCGUGCCCUUCCGCCCGGUUUCUUCGGUGUAGAAGUAGCCAUGGGCACCCACAACAGCCACGGAGUAGUUCCGAUUGGCCUCUACACCGACGGUUUAGUUACCUGCUUUGGCAUAGUCAUCAAGGGCACGGCAACAUCAGCCAAGUCAGAUGCCAACACGCGCUGGCUCUUUCACAUGGUGGCUUCGGAAGCUGCCAGCAAUUGGGAUGAUUUCCAGAAGAAUAUUGAGGAUGCUAAGCUCGCUAACAUGAAGGGCUACAUGUCUCUCCCCGCCCCUGCCGAUAUUGGUUCGAAAGUUCAGGGACGCACUUGGAACCCGGCCGAGCAGGACUUGACCAACAAGAUGAUUACAUCGACAAAGGCGGCUCUGGAGAAACUCACAGGGCACCCUCCCGUUAUCCACAUGCGUUCAAUGCAGCCCCCAUCUUCUAUGCAGAUCAGCGGUACCGGUGAAGUUAAGGCUGGCGACACUGUUUUGGUGUAAGCAUUGGGUAACCAUAGCUACUGGUCGGAAACUCCCGAAACGAUUGGAGCGCUUCCAGAAGGCAAAUUUUCUUUUUGCAUAUAGCGGCUUGCAAUACCAGUAACGAUACAGUACAGGCGUAGUUAUUUCCCCAGUGGAAUAUCGAACUAGCUUUAAUACCUAAUCUUUUAAUAGCAUGGUGUAGUGGUAUAUAGGGAACAGCUACAAUUCGUCCUGUCUGAUACGGUAGUAUGAAGAAAUACUAACAUUAAUUCUCAACGGUUCCCUUAAAUCCACUGGUUGGUCUCCACCGUGAACAGUAAACGCACAGUCAGGUCAGA
[Torrubiella] hemipterigena is the source of this 1031-nucleotide messenger RNA. The record is from the annotation of a GenBank genome assembly. NCBI's taxonomy places the organism in Eukaryota, Fungi, Ascomycota, Sordariomycetes, Hypocreales, Clavicipitaceae.